Molecule: messenger RNA, 1956 nt
Organism: Ceutorhynchus assimilis (cabbage seed weevil)
Lineage: Eukaryota; Metazoa; Arthropoda; Insecta; Coleoptera; Curculionidae
Source: the annotation of a GenBank genome assembly
AUUUAUUUACGGUGACAACAAAAAUAUUCAAAAUCAAAUUUAACAACAAAAUAAUAAGUUUAAACAAACACCAAAAAUGGAUUUCAAUUUUAAAAAUAUCAUCAAAGACGCUGGAACAGCAAUAAGCAGGGCCGUACAGUUUACUGAAGAAAAAUUGGGAAAAUCCGAAAAAACCGAACUGGACGCUCACUUUGAAAACCUGUGGGAACGUGCCGAAACAACUAGAAAGUUCACCGACAAAAUUGUAAAAAAUGCUGAAGCUGUCCUAAUUCCAAACCCCGGUAAUCGAAUUGAAGAUUUCGUGUACGAGAAAAUCGAAAAACAACGACCCUCUAGACUCAGCAAUUUGGAAUAUUUAGGUCUGGAUAUGGUGGAAGCUGGUACUUGCCUGGGUCCUGGAACAGCUUACGGAAGCUCCCUUAUCAAAGUGGGCCAGUGGGAGCAGAAAUUGGGUCAAAUCGAGCGCGAUUUUAUUUGUUCGGCCGGUAUGUGCUACACUCAGCCUUUGAGGAAGUUUUUGGACACCGAAAUGAAGACAAUAUUAAAAGAGCAGAGUGUUUUGGAGAUGAAAAGAUUGGACUUGGAUGCUGCUAAAAAUCGUGUGAGGAAGGCCAGGGGCUUGUUAGGAACAACAGCUGGAAAAGAUGAUGUACCGCCAGAAAUACUCUUGGAGCAGGCCGAACGCGACCUCAGAAUCGCCCAAUCCGAGUUCGACCGCCAAACCGAAAUUACGAAAUUACUGCUCGAAGGCCUCAGCUCUUCGCACGCCGCUCAUCUGAGGUGCCUCUACGAAUUCGUCGAAACUCAGGCCCGAUUUUAUUCGCAAUGCACUACGAUUAUGACCGAUUUACAACGAGAAUUGUCCAGUGUAGCCAGUAGCACCACAACUCAAUCCGAUUUUACACUUUGUGAAGAUUCUACAAAACAAGCUAAGGUUUUGUACGAUUACGAAGCGAAAGAUUCCACAGAAUUGAGUAUUAAAGCUGACGAGAUAAUAACAGUUAGCGAAAUUGAAGACGAGGAUUACAUGAUGGGCCAAAAAGAUGGUUCAGUUGGUAAAAUACCCAAAGCGUUUUUAGAGCUAAUUAAUACUUAAAUUAUAAUGCAAAUUUGAAAAAGUAGAUAUUUUGUUUUUUAAUUAUUUAUCUGUGAUUUUUUGAUUAUUACUUAGAAUUAAUUAUUACUCUCGCUUUUAGAAUAGUUAUUGACACAUUCCACACAUAAUCCUAUUUAUUCCAAGUUAAAUUUUAAUCGUAUUUGAUAAGUGCAAUUAAUUACUCUUUACAGGGUGUCAAAAAUACAAUUAGCCACCAUUGGUACUUAUAUCGUUGUUGCCACAUUUCUAUUAGUUUUUGACAUACAAGGUAAUUUGUAAAAAAAGCCAGUUCUAGGUGUUUUAAACAAAUCGCCCUGUAUCUUGGAAACUAAUAGAAAUGUGGCAACAACGAAAAUUUAUUUAUGACAACUUACUAAUGAUGGCCAAUGGUAUAUUAGACACCCUGUAUAAAUUAGAGAUUUAUUGCAAAUAUGUAAUUUAUUUUUUUGUGUGUGAAAUUGUUCAAAAAGAAGAAAAAAAAAUUGAAAUUUUUCUUAAUAAUAAUAAACUAUUGUUAAUUAUUCCUUCUUGUCUUGUCAAUUCCUAGUUAAUAAAAUUGCUUGUUGUUGAAAGAUACUGUUGUAAAUUGUUGUUAAUAAAUUAUUGUAAAUAUUCCAAUAUCAAAGUGUUUUAAUUGAGGUAAAGAUGUAGAAGAGGUCUUACUGAUAGGAUAUAUUGAUUAUUGUGUAUAUUGAUAAUAUGUAUUGUUAAGAAUAAGAUCUCUUGAACGCAAAUGUCAAUGUAUUGUGUAUUGAAUAAUCAGUAAUUUGCGACCAGCAACAAAUAUGCAAAGUAAUAUUUCCAUCACGCUUUAUGCUAUUGCAAGUUUGUAUUUCUAUAUCGUUUCCACUUUGGACCAA